UAUUCAACACUUAAGCAGUCACCGUAGAGUGGGAGAAAAGGACACUACAGAUUUAUUACCACCGUGCUGGAUUAUACCUUGACUACAAAAACACUCAGAUAUACUGAGUCGUGUGCAGAUACAGUUGGUCCACUGCUGUGGCAUUUAGAGCAGAUCUUCAGAAAUAUGCCAACAACCUCACAGUUGGUAUGAAACCCAAAGAUGCGGUGCCCUCAGUGACAGUUAAGAUCUUCGGUGCAGGCACCGCUGCCUGCAUUGCUGACCUUGUCACUUUUCCAUUGGAUACGGCUAAAGUUAGACUACAGAUUCAAGGAGAGUCACAGAAAGCUGAAGGGGCCAAAGCUAUGAAGUAUCGUGGAGUUUUUGGCACCAUUUCCACAAUGGUGCGAACAGAAGGGCCUAGGAGCCUUUACAAUGGACUGGUGGCAGGACUCCAGAGGCAGCUAAGCUUUGCUUCCAUCCGAAUUGGUCUUUAUGACUCCAUGAAGCAAUUUUACACCCGAGGCUCUGACAGUGCGGGGAUUGGUAUUCGGCUCAUGGCAGGCUGUACCACAGGAGCCAUGGCAGUGGCUGUUGCCCAACCAACAGAUGUGGUGAAGGUGCGUUUCCAAGCUCAGAUACGAUUGGUUGACGGCGGGAAGAAAUACAAUGGGACCUUGGAUGCCUACAAGACGAUUGCCCGAGAUGAGGGAGUGCGUGGCCUUUGGAAAGGUUGUAUGCCCAAUAUUAGCCGCAAUGCUAUUGUAAACUGUGCGGAGCUGGUAACCUAUGACAUGAUCAAAGACCUCAUCUUGAAGUAUGAUCUAAUGACAUGGUGAGAUAACCUGCCGUGCCACUUCACAGCUGCCUUCGGCGCCGGCUUUUGCACUACAGUUGUGGCGUCUCCGGAUGUAGUUAAAACACGGUUCAUGAACUCAGGGAUGUGCCAGUACAGCGGUGCUGGGAACUGUGCGAUCAUGAUGCUGAGAAAUGAAGGACAUGCCUUCUAUAAAGGGUUUAUGCCUUCUUUCCUCCGACUGGGGUCCUGGAACAUCGUGAUGUUUGUGACAUAUGAGCAAAUUAAACGUGGUAUGACCAGGAUGCAGCUCUGGGAGUCACCAUUCUGA
Molecule: messenger RNA, 1106 nt
Organism: Thalassophryne amazonica
Lineage: Eukaryota; Metazoa; Chordata; Actinopteri; Batrachoidiformes; Batrachoididae
Product: mitochondrial uncoupling protein 2-like
Biological process (GO): adaptive thermogenesis; mitochondrial transmembrane transport; response to cold
Cellular component (GO): mitochondrial membrane
Molecular function (GO): oxidative phosphorylation uncoupler activity
Source: RefSeq, a predicted model, not a curated record